AUGCCUCAUAUCCGCCUCAACUCGGGCCGCCAGGACCCAUUCAUUGAGACAAACGAAGGCUACGAGCCCCUGGCGGCCGUGGAUUCGACAGAGUCGCACCCGGAGCCACGGGCUCUGACGCCAGCAAACCCAGACGCAGCCAUCGUUUUGGGUGCGCAGGGAAUAUCGCCGUACGGGAUAUCAAACGCUCCCGCUUCAGCGGAGUUCUUGCUCCCUCCGAGACUGCGCCCAUCGUCUCGCAGCGAGGUGGACCGCCCGCAUUCGCCGGAUCGUUGGUCUUUUAGCCGGUCUAGCGUCAGCUCAGACCAGAUCAGCCGCGAGAAUUGCAUGCCGCUCAGUCCGUUUGAGGACUCGCGCGCGCCUUCGCGUUCCGGGAGUGAUGAGUAUGAUGUCAACACACAGACAGUCUCGGAGAAGUUCAAUAUCAUGCCGACGGAUGGGUUGCUUUUGUUCCCUGAGGACGUGGAAAAGGACGACUAUCUACAUAACCCGGACCCUGCGGACAAGGACCGUGACUGUGAUGUCUGCAAUCGUCGAGGUAUUUUGAAUGUGGGCGGCUUGGUGAUAUUGACAUUGGGCAUUUUGACACUUUUUGUUGGAUAUCCUAUCAUAACGUGGGUGGAAGGGAUACUCAAACGCGGGCACGUUUGCCAACCGGGCGAUACUUUGUGUCUCGAUGUUGGAGAACGACCGCUGCUCCAGAAUAUCCGAAAAGGAUUGAUCGAUCCAGACACGCCGGAGGAUGCAAUGUACAAGAGGAACGCAGAUGGCAAGAUGUGGCAGCUUGUGUUCUCUGAUGAAUUCAACACCCCUGGCCGCACAUUCUACGACGAUGAUGAUCCUUUUUUCCAAGCAGUGGAUCUUUGGUAUGGCGUCACGGCCGAUAAAGAGUGGUACGAUCCCGAUGCAGUGACCACCUCCGAGGGAGUGCUAGAGCUUCGAUUCGACAAUUUCGAGAAUCAUGACUUGCAAUACCGAUCUGGAAUGGUUCAGAGCUGGAACAAGCUCUGCUUCAAGGGCGGCCGUCUGGAGGCCAGCAUGUCCCUGCCAGGCGACGGACAUGUCGAGGGUUUCUGGCCUGGUUUCUGGGCGAUGGGCAAUCUGGCUCGUCCUGGGUACGCCGCUACCACGGACGGCAUGUGGCCAUACAGCUAUCACGACGGCUGCGACGCUGGCAUCACCCCGAACCAGAGUGCACCGGACGGACUCAACUUUCUUCCAGGCAUGCGGUUGCCUGGCUGCACUUGCCCCAAUUCCGACCACCCUUCCCCGGGACAUGCACGCAGUGCUCCUGAAAUCGACGUGAUUGAAGGUAGUACUGCGCCUCUUCAGGGGAGCUACGGACCGUACGUUGGUAGUGCAUCUCAGAGUUUGCAAGCUGCACCUUUUGAUCUUUGGUACAUGCCAGACUAUGAUUACACUGCCGUGUACAAUCCCCAGGUCACUCAAAUAAACCCUUACCGCGGCGGCGUUUACCAGCAAGCCAUGUCCGGAUUGACCAACCUGAACACACGCUGGUUCAACGGCACAGAGUACCAGGAGUACGCCUUCGAGUACAAGCCCGGUGCGGACGGCCAGGUGACCUGGUUCGUCGGCGCAGACAAGACAUGGACACUGGACGGGCGGGCCAUUGGGCCCAAUGGCAACAUCGGGCAGCGCAUGGUGCCGCUAGAGCCCAUGUCGCUGGUGAUGAACCUGGGCAUGGCAGACAACUUUGCUCCCCAGAACAAGACUAUUCGCGAGUAUAUGCCUGCGUUCCUCCGCUUUGACUAUGUUCGCAUCUACCAAGACCCGGACGAGAUUAGCGUCACCUGUGACCCGCCGGGCUAUGAGACGACAGGGUAUAUCGAGGCCCAUAAGAAAGCCUAUCUUAAUCAGAACCUGACUUCUUGGGCGGAUGCCGGGUACCACUGGCCGAAGAACCACUUCAUGCAUGGAUGCUAG
Penicillium lagena is the source of this 1944-nucleotide messenger RNA. RefSeq names its product SKN1/KRE6 family beta-glucan synthesis-associated protein. Gene Ontology annotation, biological process: fungal-type cell wall organization; (1->6)-beta-D-glucan biosynthetic process. The record is from RefSeq and is a predicted model, not a curated record. The coding region runs from base 1 to 1944 and encodes 647 amino acids. Gene Ontology annotation, molecular function: glucosidase activity. NCBI's taxonomy places the organism in Eukaryota, Fungi, Ascomycota, Eurotiomycetes, Eurotiales, Aspergillaceae. Gene Ontology annotation, cellular component: plasma membrane; endoplasmic reticulum membrane. The transcript is spliced from 6 exons.